CUUCACCCCCCCCUAAUCCUCACCAAAGAAAACCCUUUUCUUCUUCUUCAGUAGUCUCCUCUCUUUUUACACUCCGAAAACCCAAUAACAAAGAUACAGGUAGAGCCCAUGGCAAAAUUUGGGAAGCUAACGAAGCUGAAGUCUGUAAUAAAAAGAUGGCCAUCUUUAACCAAGCUGACCCGUAGCAGCAGCUCUAUAGCGGCUGCCGAAUCCCAAGACAAGCCGGUUCCGAAGGGUCUUCACGCAGUGUACGUCGGGAAAUCGCGGCGGAGGUACCUGGUGGGUUCCGACGUCAUCUGUCAUCCACUGUUGCAAGAGCUGAUCGAUCGCUCCUCUAGUGCUGGUAGUAUGGAUGAUGAUGAUCAUGAAGAUGGUGAUGAUGAUGUCGAUGAUAAUGAUAAUAAUGGUGGUGGUCAUGAAGUUGUGGUUUGUUGCGAGGUUGUUUUGUUUGAACACUUGCUUUGGAUGCUUGAGAACGACGGGGCUCAGUUGGGGUCCAUGGAAGAGCUGGUGGAUUUCUACACUUGUUAACCAACAGAAAAAAAAACAAAGCUUUCAAGCUUUUGUCAAAAGUUGUAAAAUCUUA
Messenger RNA from Hibiscus syriacus, 586 nucleotides. Its product is annotated as auxin-responsive protein SAUR78-like. The record is from RefSeq and is a predicted model, not a curated record. Gene Ontology annotation, biological process: response to auxin. The transcript has a single exon. Lineage: Eukaryota; Viridiplantae; Streptophyta; Magnoliopsida; Malvales; Malvaceae. Bases 109 to 531 code for a protein of 140 amino acids.